Penaeus vannamei (Pacific white shrimp) is the source of this 805-nucleotide messenger RNA. NCBI's taxonomy places the organism in Eukaryota, Metazoa, Arthropoda, Malacostraca, Decapoda, Penaeidae. The record is from RefSeq and is a predicted model, not a curated record.
CGGCCCAAUGACCAAUCAGGAGCCGCGGACGGAGUGACGCAAGCCUUGUUUACGCUCAGCCCUUCGCUCACUAGGAAAUUACGCUCGGCCCUUGUACACUCUCGUAUUUACGCUUUUAUCCUCCACUGACUCAAAUAUACGGCUAUCUCGUGAGUCAUAUUAACACACGUUGCUGACUCUCAUGUGAAGGGGCUAAUCACACUCAUUCGUGGCCACUUGACACGAUGAAGUUUCCUUUAGGAUUAUUCAAUGUAGUUUGGAGCACACUUUACUGGUGGUUUCGGCCCCUGGUGAAGUGGGUCCUGAGACGCACCACCAGACUAUGUGAAUUGCAACGAAUUUGCUAUGGGGAGUGGAAGGGCGCACAGAGGACUAAUGGUGUCGAAUUUUCCCUUAAUCAUAGCCGUUCGGUGGAUAUCCAGAAAUGUAUGAAGUACAUGGAGAACAAGUGCAUUGAGCGCACGCUUAAGCCAGACCUCAUCUACUACGCCGUGUUCGCCAUCGUGCGCAUCAAGAAAAUCAACACAAAAGUCCACAAAAAGUUUUCAGACAUUCUCUGCGAGUGCCUCACACAGAUCUGGGGAUAUCGACAGCUGUUGGCGGAGAUCGAGGCCAUCCGUCAAGAGGCCUACAACAUCGAGAAUGCAGGACAUGAGGCCAUGCUGAUGAGACUAUGGGUGGCCCUCAUGCCAGGCAUGCCUCUAGAGGCAAGAAUAACAAAGCAGUGGCAGAUGAUAGGGUUCCAGGGCGAUGACCCGCGGACAGACUUCAGAGGCAUGGGCUUGCUGGGCCUGGAAAAUCUCCU